GAAAGAACGUGAGCAAUGUCGAUUCAUAUCGACUACGAUAGUCAAGCGCAGUUCACCCAUCACCGAAGUCAGUCGCUAUCGAGUCACUGUUGUGUGCGGUUGUUGUUAUCGACAUCGUUGUUGCCACUUGCGGAGGAACCUCAUCAGCAAUAUCUCGAAAUGGGUCACGAGGGAGAAGUCGUUCUGAUUCAAAACUCUGAGGACCUGAAGAGCAGACUUGAGAAAGCAGGCACCAAUUUGGUGGUUAUUGAUUUCUUUGCGGUAUGGUGUGGACCGUGCAAGAUAAUUGGUCCAAAGAUCGAAGAGCUGUCAAAGGAACUGCAGGAUGUCGUCUUUCUGAAAAUCGAUGUGGACGAGUGUGAAGAUCUUGCUGCCGAGUAUGACAUAGCCAGUAUGCCUACAUUUGUCUUUAUAAAAGAAGGCAAAGUGUUGGAGACUUUUGCAGGUGCAAAUUACGAUAAACUUAAAAGUACAAUUCAGAAACAUAAGUAAAUGACGUAUCGCGUUCUCAAGUUGAAUAAUAACGUUGAAUUAGCACUAUACAAUCAAUACAAAACAGCUCUUUGAAUAGACAAGCAACUUUCCAUUGCACGUGUUGGAAAAGGAACAGUCGAUUUGUUUUUAUUAAUAUUAUUACGGUCGUUUACGCUACGAGACUAUCGCUUUUAGAACUCUGAAUAAAGUAGCAUGCUUGUAUAAGUAUAGUAUUUGUUCGAUGUAACUAUUUGCCGUUUUGCAGUAAACAUUUUUCCAAAUAUUUAAUAAGAUAAAAAGAUAAAAUUUGAUAAGGCCUGAGACGUAUCUGCUCGGCAUUCAGAGAUAUAGACAAACUGUUGUUUGAAGAUGGUUCAACACUCGAAGAGUUGUGUAAUGACAUUUUGGCCCCUGAUUGCGUAUUUCGAUCCAUUUUAAAUCACCGGAAGUCUUGUUGUGAAAUAAAUAUUACAAAGAAUUGUAAUCUGCUUAUAUAAAUAAAUACGUAUAUAUAUGUGUA
Ooceraea biroi (clonal raider ant) is the source of this 994-nucleotide messenger RNA. RefSeq names its product thioredoxin-2. The record is from RefSeq and is a predicted model, not a curated record. NCBI's taxonomy places the organism in Eukaryota, Metazoa, Arthropoda, Insecta, Hymenoptera, Formicidae. Gene Ontology annotation, molecular function: protein-disulfide reductase activity.